Messenger RNA from Pistacia vera, 1464 nucleotides. RefSeq lists its product as uncharacterized. The transcript has 2 exons. Bases 1 to 1464 code for a protein of 487 amino acids. Lineage: Eukaryota; Viridiplantae; Streptophyta; Magnoliopsida; Sapindales; Anacardiaceae. The record is from RefSeq and is a predicted model, not a curated record.
AUGCACUCCACUCUUGACCAUCCAGUUGAGGAACCUGCCCUUGACUCUUUUGAAGAGCAAGUGCAAGUUGCACAAGGCUUCCAGAGAUGGAACGAUCAGUACUUGAACACAUACAAUCCUAGGUGGCGUAACCACCCUAAUUUCUCAUGGAAGUCACAACCACCCCAGAAUGCCCUUAAUAAUAUGCCAUACAGGAACAAUCUUUCUAAUCAACAAGACAAUUAUAGGGAGCAACCUUCAAUCCAACCACCCAUCCAACCUCGGAUCCCACCUCCCAUUGAGCAGCCCAUUCCAGUGCCUAGUUCACUAGAAUCAAUGAUGGCUCAAAUGCUCCAAACCAUGCAGGAACAAAAAGCUGACAUAAAUACUAGGUUCCAAGAUUUAGAGCAGAAUACCCAACUUCUACAUUCUCAUUCCCAAUCCAUUAGUAAGCUAGAGACCCAGAUUGGUCAAAUAGCCGAAGCAAUCAAUAGGAGGGAACAAGGCCAAUUGCCUAGUCAAGUCAUAGGUAACACUAGUGGUUCUUCGCAGCAGAAAGGUUUUUUCGAACAAGCGAAGGCCGUGAUGACUCUUCGGAGCGGCCGAGAGCUAAUUAGGCCUGAGAGAGAAGUAAAAUUCCAAGGUAGAGAAGAGGAAAAUCUAGGUAGAGACCAAGCCAAAGAGAGUGAGAGUGAGCCACUUGUAGAUUCAAGUGUUCAGAGACCGGGUAAGGAGAAAGUUGGGGAGAAUGAACCAUCCCCUGCAUCGUACAUACCGAGAGCACCCUUUCCUCAGUAUUUAGAGCCUCCAAAUGUUCCUACUACUAGGAAAAGCGCUAGGAUGGAGGAAAUGAUUGAGUUGUUUAAGCAGGAAAAUGUAAGUGCGGUUGUCUCAAACCGCAUUCCCCCGAAGUUAAAGGAUCCUGGAGCUCCUAGUAUUUCUUGUGUGAUAGGUAAUGUCACGAUUAAUAGAGCACUCUUAGACUUAAGGGCGAGCGUGAACUUAUUACCUACUUCUGUGUAUGAACAGUUUAACUUAGGUGAGCUCAAGUCGACUGAAGUCAUACUACAGUUAGCUAACCAAUCGGUCAAAAUGCCUAGGGGCCUAAUUGAGGACGUGUUUGUUAAGGUUGAGGAACUAUAUUUUCCGGUGGAUUUUCUUGUCUUAGACAUGGAGUAUACGAGAAGUGGAAGUAUGCCACUGAUUAUUUUAAAGAGACCUUUUCUAGCAAUGGCAAAUGCUUGCAUUAGCUGUAGAUCAAGAGAGAUGGAAGUGUCUUUUGGGAAUAGGAAACUGAGACUUAAUGUGUUUAAUGUGGGUUUAGGACCAAUGCGUGAGGAUGAUAACGAGUGUUUCAUGGUUGAUGCUAUUGAUAGUCUAGUGGAAGCUCACGCCCCACAAAUGUCAUGUGACGAUGCGAUUUACACUCUUAUGAAUCUGUUUGUUGAGGAGAUAUGUAGCUUGAGUGUCGUGUCUGAGAUUUAG